Molecule: messenger RNA, 809 nt
Organism: Trichomycterus rosablanca
Lineage: Eukaryota; Metazoa; Chordata; Actinopteri; Siluriformes; Trichomycteridae
Product: mRNA export factor GLE1-like
Exons: 2
Coding region: 61-507 (148 amino acids)
Source: RefSeq, a predicted model, not a curated record
UCUGAGCUCCUGUAGUAGUGAUCACUUUGAGACAACGCACUGAAGCACACAGCAGCAAGAAUGAAGUUCUGGCAUUUUAUUACAAUGGCUAGCGAGAACAGGGUGAAUCCCAAACCCGAGAAGAAAGAGAUGAAGAAAAAAUGGUGGCAGAGAAGCAAUAAAGCAGAGAAGCAGAAGGAGAAGAAGGAGAAUGAUGAGAUGAAGACCCAGAUCCUGGUGGACCAAAUACAGGAACUGAAUGAGCAGGCAGUUCUAAUGGACCAAAAGCAGGACCUAGAUGAGCAGGCGGUUCCCAUCGACCAAAUGAAGAAACAGGAAGAGCAGCUGGUUCUGAAGAACCACAAACAAAAACAAGAGAAGCAAGUGGUUCAGAUUAACAAAAUGCAGAAACAGAGGGAGCAGGUGGUUCAGGUGGUGGAGAUGAAGAAAUUGGACAAAGAGGUAGACCUUACACACUGUAUGAAGAAAGUCAACAAGCAGGUGGUUGUGAAGAUAGAAAUGACCUGAAGCAAACACAGAAGGAACAUGCAGUUAUGAUGAACCAGAUGCAGAAACGGAAGGAGCAACUGGUUCUGGUGGUGGAGAUGAACAAACUAGACAGGCAGGUAGUCACAACAGACUGGAGGAAGAAAGUGAACAAGCAGGUGGUUGUGGAGAAUGAGAUAAAGAAACUGGAGGAGCAGGCGGUUCUGACGGAUGGAAUGCAGGAACUGGGAUCAGCUGGGGCUGAUUGCUCAGGGGGACCAAUCAGGAGUCAGUGUGCUCACGGAGAAGAGGGGCAUGGCACAUAUGAGCACACAGAGGCUAGC